Penicillium chermesinum is the source of this 2472-nucleotide messenger RNA. RefSeq names its product chloride channel protein. Gene Ontology annotation, biological process: intracellular iron ion homeostasis; transmembrane transport; intracellular copper ion homeostasis. The transcript is spliced from 7 exons. Gene Ontology annotation, molecular function: voltage-gated chloride channel activity. Gene Ontology annotation, cellular component: Golgi apparatus; fungal-type vacuole; membrane. The record is from RefSeq and is a predicted model, not a curated record. Bases 1 to 2472 code for a protein of 823 amino acids. NCBI's taxonomy places the organism in Eukaryota, Fungi, Ascomycota, Eurotiomycetes, Eurotiales, Aspergillaceae.
AUGACCUCCCCGCUCCCCUCCCCGGGCGGUUUUUUACGAUCCCCUUCGAUUCUCUCGGAGCGCCGUGACAUACGCAGGCUGUCUGGCCGGAUCGUCUCUCCAUCAAUAGCUGACCCGACGCCAGCCCCCGAGGGCGACAACGACGCCCCCGCAAUUACAGACGAGAUCAGCGAAAUCAAGCGUUAUGAAGACUUUACGACAAUAGACUGGGUGCAAGAUGCGAUAUACGAGCAGAGCCGGCGACGAGCGAAGCGGCGCAGUGGGAGUGGAUUCUGGAAUCAGGAGGGCACCUUUGGAUGGAGACGUAAGCUGGUGGAGUCGUACGACGCUGGUCAGGCCUGGCUGGUUGUGACGCUGGUAGGUAUGGCAAUCGGGCUCAAUUCAGCUUUGCUGAAUAUCAUUACGGAGUGGCUGUCUGAUAUCAAACUGGGGCACUGUACAACUGCGUUUUAUCUGAACAAGUCGUUCUGCUGUUGGGGCGCGGAAGGGGGCUGCCAGGAAUGGAAAGCAUGGACUGGAUUUUGGCCUCUCAAUUAUCUGGUUUACAUCUUUUUCGCGAUCCUUUUGACAUUCGUGGCCGCGAUUCUGGUGAAAACAUUCGCACCGUACGCUGCUGGCUCUGGAAUUUCUGAAAUUAAGUGUAUCAUUGCUGGAUUUGUCAUGAAGGGAUUUCUAGGUGCAUGGACUUUGGUCAUCAAGUCUAUCGCAUUACCCUUAGCAAUUGCGUCAGGCCUGUCCGUGGGAAAGGAAGGUCCGAGUGUCCAUUUUGCCGUGUGUACAGGCAAUGUGAUCUCGCGGUGGUUUGGGAAAUACAAGCACAGCGCAUCUAAGACUCGAGAGAUCCUGACGGCGUCAGCUGCAGCUGGUGUCGCAGUGGCUUUCGGUAGUCCUAUUGGAGGAGUUCUCUUCUCAUUAGAGGAGAUUGCCAAUUAUUUCCCACUCAAGACUCUCUGGCGCAGCUAUUUCUGUGCCCUGGUCGCAACAAGCGUUCUCGCUGCAUUGAAUCCAUUUCGGACGGGACAGCUGGUCAUGUUCCAGGUUGCAUAUGACCGCACAUGGCAUUUCUUCGAGCUGAUCUUCUUCAUUUUCCUCGGUAUCUUUGGCGGUCUCUAUGGCGCAUUUGUGAUAAAGUGGAAUUUGCGAGUUGCAUCUUUCCGAAAGAAAUACCUCGGAAAAUAUCCUAUCGCAGAAGCUGUCUUCCUUACAGCUCUCACGGCUUUUCUCUGCUAUCCAAACAUGUUCUUGAAGAUUAACAUGACUGAGAUGAUGGAGAUACUCUUCCGUGAAUGCGAAGGUGGACAUGAUUACCAUGGACUUUGCCAAAAACAGAACCGAUGGCAUAUGGUUAUUUCGCUGGCCAUCGCUACGGUCUUGCGUACUAUCUUGGUCAUCAUAUCAUAUGGCUGCAAAGUACCCGCAGGAAUCUUCGUCCCGUCCAUGGCUGUCGGCGCCUCGUUUGGCCGCAUGGUUGGAAUCAUGGUGCAGGCACUUCAUGAACAUUUCCCCAACUCUGCGUUCUUUGCCUCUUGCGAACCCGAUGUGCCUGCAUUACGCCAGAUUGUCGUGGGUAUCACCAAAGCCGUCGGCGACCGGUUCGGAAACGGUGGUAUCGCGGACCGCAUGAUCUGGUUCAACGGAUUUCCUUUCCUCGACAAUAAAGAAGACCAUGUCUUCAAUGUUCCCGUGUCCCACGCCAUGACAACCGAUCCCCUCUCCCUCCCAGCCUCCGACUUCCCCGUUCGCGAAGCAGAGCACAUGCUCAGCGACAACAAAUUCCAAGGAUUCCCAAUCGUGGAAGACCGGAGCAGCAAGACGCUCGUCGGGUACAUUGGACGCACAGAGCUCCGGUACGCCAUCGACCGGGCUCGCAGCCAGGGGCUGCUAUCGCCUCGGGCACGCUGCGUAUUCACAAAAGAGGCCGCCGAAGCUACUGUUGCGCGCCGGGCGUUCGGACCCCAAGCACGGGCAGCGGAUACCUUUGACGCCAUUCAGGCUAGCGUCGGCGCUGGCGUUGUCGAUUUCUCUCGCUAUAUUGACCCUACGCCCCUGACUGUUCAUCCGCGUCUGCCACUUGAGACGGUUAUGGAGAUUUUCAAGAAGAUGGGCCCCCGGGCGAUUCUGGUUGAGCACCGUGGUCGUCUGGUUGGGCUGGUCACGGUGAAAGACUGUCUGAAAUACCAGUUCAAGGUCGAAGCAGAGGAGCAAGCGCUGGCAGCGACGAGUUCAUCUGCGUACAGCGCGCUUGGGGGACAUUUGAACGGCCCCGCGCCAGAAACGCUGGAUGAGCGUCUCUGGGGUCUGAUACAGAAAGUGGUACGCUUUGUAUCGAAUCCUAUUGCUCAUCGGUCUGUCCGGCUACGGGAUCGGGAUACUGGGAGAGGAGCCGAGCACUCUGAUAUCCUGGAUGGGACGGAAGACGAGGGGCUGGUGGAGCUGGUGGAUAGAGAUGAGCGCCCUGCACGAAGUCGCUAG